AUGGGCAGCCGGCCCCGCAGCCCCAGCGCCUACCUCGCGCCCUGCCCCGGACCGUCGUCCGGAGGACCCGGCCCUGCCAAGCGUCGCCGAACCGAGGAGCCUGCGAACCCGGAAGGCCUGGAGGGGCUGCCAAUCGCCGGCGCCCUCACCUCCACGGUGGUUCUGGCCGAGGGCUGUGCCCUGCAAGUUCUCCUGGACGACGUCGCCCUGGUGCUGGAGCCCGAGCCAACGUCGGCCCUGGAAGUGUCUGUCGGAGAGUUCACCCUCCUGCUGGUCCCCGAGGCCCUCCUGCGCUCAGGAGGACAGGGCCCCUCGCCUGCCCAGGAACCCCGCGUUUUCCUGGACGUGCCGGGGCACGACGUCGCCGUGCAGCAAGGAUUCUUCCGCGCAUCGGUCCCACAGAUGGCCCCGCAAGAAGAGGUCUACGAGGAAGACGCGGACCCCGAGUUCCUGCAGCCUGGUAUGAACCCUGCACCCGGCCCCGUCGCCGGAUUCCGUCCCUGCGCGGGCCCCUACCUGCUGGGCCCG
Molecule: messenger RNA, 528 nt
Organism: Suricata suricatta (meerkat)
Lineage: Eukaryota; Metazoa; Chordata; Mammalia; Carnivora; Herpestidae
Product: proline-rich protein 23A-like
Exons: 1
Source: RefSeq, a predicted model, not a curated record